GCGCCACCUGCUGGUGAGAAGUGACACAAAGGCGGGACUUUAAUGGCUCAGCGGCUUCAGCAAUCUCAUUGGUCUGAGUAGAUCACUAGCCCCGCCCCUUUCCGUGGCCGUCGUUGGUCAGAAGCCGCUGUCAGUGUGGAGCUUCAUCAUCAGAGAGAGAGAGAGAGAGAGCGGGGUCUUCAUCAUCAUCACAGAGAGAGAGAGUGGGGUGAGCGGCUUCAUCAUCACACAGAGAGAGAGAGUGGGGUCUUCAUCACAGAAAGAGAGAGUGGGGUGAGCAGCUUCAUCAUCAUCAGAGAGAGAGAGAGACAGCGGGGUCUUCAUCACAGAGAGAGAGAGCGGGAGGAAACGAUGGACUUUGUUUAUUCAUGAGAGGAUUAGUGAGGACGGAUCCAGUGCACCGUCAUCCACCAGGAGAGAGGAACCGAAGGAUGGAGGGAUGAAUGGAUGCUGGAAGACUGAAGGAGUGCUCAUUUUUCUCUCUAAAAAUGGCCGCACACAUCGGAACAACACGCAGGAGACAACAAAGAGGAUUUCUGAAAUAAUUCCGACUGGGACGGACACACACACAUUACACACACUACACUGUUGCCAGAUUGGGCGGUUUCAAGUGCAUUUUCGCAGGUUUUGAACAUAUUUUGGGCUGGAAAACGUCAGCAGUAUCUGGCAACAAUGCACACAUUAUAUAUAUAUACACACACGGUGUGUGCUCUCAGAUGAAGGACAACACGUGAUGUAAAGCUCUGAUGCCAUGAUGACGGCUGUGUACCCGGCCGAUGUGGGCGUGCCGUUGGCUGUGCGUCCUCGGAGUUCCUCCCGCUGUACCGGGCAGGACAGCUCGGACAUGUUUACAGAUGAUGAAGGUGUUCCAGAGCGCAGACUCACGCCACUCGAGCAGCUCAACCUGGACAUGUGUCAGGACGACAGAGUAGUGCGCGAGAUCACCAUCGGCCGCCGCAUCGGUUUCUAUAAGAUCCGCGGAGAGAUCGGCUGUGGAAACUUCUCUCACGUCAAACUGGGGGUCCAUGCACUCACCAAAGAUAAGGUGGCCAUUAAGAUCCUGGACAAGACCAAACUGGAUCAGAAGACCCAGAAGCUGCUGUCUCGUGAGAUCUCCAGCAUGGAGAAGCUCCACCAUCCCAACAUCAUCCGUCUGUACGAGGUGGUGGAGACGCUGACACGUCUGCACCUGGUGAUGGAGUAUGCCGGAGGGGGCGAGCUCUACACCAAAAUCACCAUGGAGGGAAAACUGUCCGACCUCGACAGCAAAAUCGUCUUCUCGCAGAUCCUCUCUGCCGUCAAACACAUGCACGACAACAACAUCAUCCACCGUGAUCUGAAAGCUGAAAACGUCUUCUUUGCCUGCAGCACGUGUGUGAAGGUGGGUGAUUUCGGUUUCAGCACGGUGAGCCGGCGUGACGAGACCCUCAGCACGCUGUGUGGUUCUCCACCGUACGCGGCGCCCGAGUUAUUCCGUGAUGAGCGCUACGUGGGCGUGUACGUGGACGUCUGGGCUCUGGGCGUGAUGCUGUUCUUCAUGGUGUCGGGCACCAUGCCAUUCCGUGCCGACACUGUGGCUAAACUGAAGCGCUGCAUCCUGGACGGAGCGUUCUCAGUGCCGGAGUGGGUUCCUGAGCCGUGCCAGCGGCUGAUCCACGACAUCCUGCAGCCGCAGCCCUCCGAGCGCUGCAGCCUGGAACAGAUGAUGAGCAGCGAGUGGCUGCAGAACGUCGACUUCCCCAAAGCCACGGAGCCGUUUAAGCUGGACCCGCUGUACCUCGCGGAGGCGGAGGAUCUGGAGGAGGAUGAGUGUGAGGUGAGGAACAGCUUGCAGGCGCUUGGCAUCACCAUUGAACACAUCCGCAACAACCAGGGCAAAGACUGCAGGAGCUCAGUGACCGGUGUCUACCGCAUCCUGCUGCACCGCGCACACCGGCGCCGUGCCUUCGAAAGCAUGCCGCUCGUCACGCACAGUGUCAACGAGGCUAAGGAGGCUAAGAAGGAGAGGCUAAAGGCCUACAGGAGCCUCAGACACACGUCCAAACUCUGCGCAAUUUUGUAACGUCCUGAAAUAAAUAAAUUCUUAUUUUUUUACAGUCAGUAGAUGCAUUUCAAGGCAACUGGACUUGUUUUUAUUUUAUAAAUUAUGAAACUUGUUAAGGUCACAGCACUCGUUAACGUUGUCGAGUAACAGGUGUUGCUGUAUUAACACAGGUGGAGCUUAGGUUCCACUUUUUUAACCAAUUGCAAGACACAGUAGUUUUUAGUAGAUGUUUGCGAGUUUGCUAAUAAACCUGGUUAGCUACAUAACAGUACAAAGCUAGUGCUGGAGAGGUAACGCUAACGUUAGCAAACCCAGUGAAGCUAGUCAGCAGGUUGGUGUUAAUGCAGCACCACAUUUACAUAUCGACUAGCGUAAUGUUUUUAUAUUAUUAUAUUUUGUAAAUAAAAAUGUUCCACAGAGCACUACGCCGACCUGAACACCAGCUACAGUCUCACGUCAUCGGGUCACGUUCAUGAUUGCCACACGUGACUCAUUUUAAAACUACUCAGUAAUGGAGAACAGUUUUAAAUGAAAAGAACAC
Neoarius graeffei (lesser salmon catfish) is the source of this 2585-nucleotide messenger RNA. It is a transcript of the gene nim1ka, whose product is annotated as NIM1 serine/threonine protein kinase a. Gene Ontology annotation, cellular component: cytoplasm. NCBI's taxonomy places the organism in Eukaryota, Metazoa, Chordata, Actinopteri, Siluriformes, Ariidae. The transcript is spliced from 6 exons. The record is from RefSeq and is a predicted model, not a curated record. Bases 752 to 2062 code for a protein of 436 amino acids. Gene Ontology annotation, biological process: microtubule cytoskeleton organization; intracellular signal transduction; protein phosphorylation. Gene Ontology annotation, molecular function: ATP binding; tau-protein kinase activity; protein serine/threonine kinase activity.